Molecule: messenger RNA, 510 nt
Organism: Lathyrus sativus (Indian pea)
Lineage: Eukaryota; Viridiplantae; Streptophyta; Magnoliopsida; Fabales; Fabaceae
Source: the annotation of a GenBank genome assembly
AUGAAACAACUAUUCUUCUCGACGAUUUGGCCUUUCCCAAUGGCGUUGCACUGUCUAAAGACGAAGAUUAUCUUGUGGUUUGUGAAACUUGGAAGUGAAUUUAGGUGUAUAAAGCAUUGGUUAAAAGGAAAUAACAAAGGAAAAACGGAUAUUUUCAUUGAGAAUCUCUCGGGAGGACCUGAUAACAUUAAUCUUGCUCCUGAUGGCUCAUUCUGGAUCGCUUUACUUCAGAUGACUUCUGAAAGGAGAGGGUUUGUGCACACCUCUAAGGUGUUCAAGCACUUGUUAGCUUCAUUUCCAAGGCUAAUUAACCUGUUUAAUAGUGCAAUUAAGUCUGCAAUGGUAGUAAAAGUGGACACUGAAGGCAAUAUUAUAAAAGAGUUUGGUGAUAAUGAUGGAAAGAUUAUUACUGGUGUGACUUCAGCUGUUGAGUUUGAAGACCAUCUUUACCUUGGUAGUCUUAAUACUGACUUUGUUGGGAAAUUUCAAUUGCCAAUUGUAGAGAACUAA